Messenger RNA from Raphanus sativus (radish), 1160 nucleotides. RefSeq lists its product as uncharacterized. The transcript is spliced from 3 exons. The coding region runs from base 249 to 1160 and encodes 303 amino acids. The record is from RefSeq and is a predicted model, not a curated record. Lineage: Eukaryota; Viridiplantae; Streptophyta; Magnoliopsida; Brassicales; Brassicaceae.
UAUAGUUUUUAAUAUAUGUGAACAUUUGUAGAAUGUCACUCUUACGGACGACGUAACAAUUAUUUACUUCACAAUAUCGAAUUUGGAAAGGAAGAGGAAAUGAUUUCUUACUAGAUUUUGCAUGAACCUUAUAUGUAUCCGAUGUAUUUAGAAUAAUUACCAAACUGUGGGAAUAUAACAAAAGAAAAUAUAUGUUAAGGUUUUAAUAUUGUAAGAUUUGGCAGAUUUUGAAACCUCAAAAGAACAAAAUGGAGAUUGUAAGGAUGGCGAAGUUACCAUACUUUUUCAUAUGUUGUCUUCUCUUAAUCAUUCUCUGGUUAUUGUCUCAUCAUCCCUCAUGUUCCCCAUACAUGGGUACCAUUAGAGGAACACAAUUCUCGCACAUUCCACCUGAAUCUUCAGGCUUAUCGAGUUUACUAAAAGAAGCAGUUUCAGAAGAUAAUACUGUGAUUAUUACCAUGGUAGAUCGAGAAUGGGCAAAACCAGCAUCUCUUCUUGAUCUGUUCCUUGAGAGUUUUCGGACUGGAGAAAGAACAAAACACUUGCUGAAUCAUUUGAUUGUUGUGGCUCUAGAUAAUCAAGCUCUUCGAUAUUGUCGAAGGGCCCAUCCUCGUUGUUAUCUUCAUACAAGUUCUGGAAAGAAAAUUGGAUCUGUAAACCCAGAUGGCCUUGUUGCCGGUUGGAAUAAAAAAUCUUUGGUGAAAGAGAUUCUAGAACUCGGUUACAACAUGAUAUUUACUGAAGCUGAUGUGAUAUGGCUAAGGAACCCUCUAAUUCACUGCCAUCAAGAUAAUUCAGUCUCAGUGGCUUGCGGGUUCUCAUCAAGUGAUCAACAACAUGUAACAGCAGAAAACACAGGAGGUUUCUUCUAUGCCAAGUCCAAUGAAAUAACCAUUGACCUGUUCAAGAUCUUGAACGUAGAGAGAGUUUUAUAUCCUUCUACUGGAAACCAAUCUUUCUGCGACAUUGUCAAGCGGGAAGAUGUAAUUCGUGGCCUUAACAUGAAAGUAACGUACUUGGAUGACGCUAAUUUUGUGAGGUUCUGUCACCCAAAUAGGCAAAACCAAAGCAAGAUAGCUACAAUUCAUGCAAGUUGUUAUGAUGAUACAAAGAGUAAGGUGCAGUACCUUAAGUUGCUUCUCCAAGACCGGAAAAUAUAA